CCAGCUGCCGUGGAGCCGGAAAAACGACUGUGGGUGGUAUUUUUACACGCUUCGGUCACACUUAGUUUCGGUUUGCUGAGAAUGACAAGCAGCUGAUGGUGUUACGCGACUCGACAACAGAAAUUGUUAUUUAAGUUUAAGUUUUACCGAGUUAACUGAGUGAAAUGCUGCGAACUUUUGUGACAAGCGCGCUGCGCAGCGUUUGCCGUCAGUCGCAGGCUGCUAGUUCACUGGUUCCCCUUGUCCAGCAGACACAACGUGCCAGUCUCGUUACUCUAGCCCGGCCUAGUUUCCUGCCUGUCCCCUCGCUGGUGUCCCCAUCGCCGUUCCUUCAACUACCUGCAAGCCUGGGAGCCACGGGAUCUCCGCCAACCUCUCGCAACGUGACCAAGUUUUCACUAAUCAAGGGCAAAAGGAAGACCGUCAAGGCAGUUCUGAAGCGAUUCAAGCGUCUGGAAUGGGGCGCCUGGAUUCGCACCCACUCUGGCCGCCAAAAGAAGCUGUUCAAGAAGUCGGGCGCCCUGCGCCGACGCCUUAAGCAGCACGUCUUUACCAACGCAACGCAGAGCUGGUUGCUGGACAAGAUGGUCACAAGCUAUUGGAGGCGGCCCAAGCACUACAUUAACGAUCCAUAUCGGCCCUAUCACAGUCGGGACGAGUACUUUGCCACACAGUCAAAGACUUUCAAGGUCUAACCUGUUCAUUAAAUUUCAUUACUUCGUAUAUUGAUAACAAAAGAGAAUAAUUUGUGGCAGUAACAAAGUUGCAGCGAAACACCGUUGGCCCAUUCAAACUAUAAUAUCAACGAUUAAAUGCCAUUGUUUAACAAA
Drosophila serrata is the source of this 830-nucleotide messenger RNA. RefSeq names its product mitochondrial ribosomal protein L35 (gene mRpL35). Gene Ontology annotation, molecular function: structural constituent of ribosome. Lineage: Eukaryota; Metazoa; Arthropoda; Insecta; Diptera; Drosophilidae. The record is from RefSeq and is a predicted model, not a curated record. Gene Ontology annotation, biological process: translation. Gene Ontology annotation, cellular component: mitochondrion; ribosome.